Messenger RNA from Caenorhabditis auriculariae, 844 nucleotides. NCBI's taxonomy places the organism in Eukaryota, Metazoa, Nematoda, Chromadorea, Rhabditida, Rhabditidae. The record is from the annotation of a GenBank genome assembly.
AUGAGCUACUCGCCGCAACCGCCGCCCAGGAGCUACAGCAAUCUCAACGUCGACUGCAUCGACGGCGUUUUUCGGCCAGUCCCUCAGACCAGUCCACUCACCAAGGUUCGCAUAGAAGCGUUCUCACAAAAUUAUCUUUUAAAAUCCCUUCUAUACGAUCUAAAAAAGUUUUUUUUGAAAUUCGUUUUCAAUUUGUUGAAAAACCGUUCAUUUGAGCAAGUAGACCACUUGGCGUAUGAGAUCCCGAAGAACAAAUAUGCACAGAACCCGUGGAACUACGCUCCAGAGUUCCUCAAAGUAAGAGAAAACGGCGACACGAAACCGUGUUCACUGAUCUUUUUUUUUUAGGUGUUCAGUGACUUGCGCAUGCACGUGGGAGGAAAGGCCGUCUUCGACUGUGUUGUUUUGGGCAGUCCACGACCGAAGGUCAGCUUUUUUACAAUCAAUUUGUCAAUAAAUUUUUCAUGUUUUGUUUUGUUGGGGGAGGAAAAAUCAUCAAGUCAUGGCAAAAAGUUAAGCUCUACAUGUAAUCAAGCCAAUAAUCACUAAAAAAGUUUUAUGGAAACAAAAACGUCGUUCUUCAAAAAAUGUUUACAUUCGAAAAUGUUUAUUCUGCAGGUUUGCUGGCUGUUUAACCAGGACAAAAUGAGAUUCACGGACGUAGUGAUCGAAGACACGGCCGAUAUCUGUAGACUCACCAUCCCCUACGUCCAGCCUCACCACUACGGUUUCUCUUUAUCGACCUUUUGCAUUCCAAAAAUUGUCCUCAGGAGGCUUCACGGUGCUUUGCGAGAACGAGGUUGGACGAGCCAUAGCUUCCGCCGACCUCCUUCCUUAUUACUGA